GUGUGUGUGUGUGUGUGUGUGUGUGUGUGUGAGAGAGAGAGAGAGAGAGAGAGAGAGAGAGAGAGAGAGAGAGAGAGAGAGAGAGAGAGUGAAUUCCAGAUUUUCUGUCUUUCCCAAACCCGCUCCUGUCCUCUCGCAUAUCACUCACAGACUGGGAUCUGACAGCAGCGACAAACCUACAGUGAGUGAUCUCUCCCCAGCGCGAAUCCGCCAUCAAGAUCAGGGACAAGGAGGAGGAGGAAGAAGAGGAAGAGGAGGAGGAAGAGGAGGAGGAGAAGGAGGAGGAGAAGGAGGAGGUGGAGGAAGAGGAGGAAGAGGAGGAGGAGGGAAAGAGAAGGAAGAAGAAAAAGAAGAGACCCACUGUCUUCCUGGGAUUGUUUUCCCCCCUUAUCUUUACGCGCGAGUGUGCGCGUGGCGCGUGUGCGCCCCUCGUCCCUGCCAUCUGAACCCCGUCUUGGAUGUUUAAUAAAGAAAUCAAGUGUCUCACCAGUCACCAAAAAAAACAGCAAAACGCAAAACCAAAAAAAGAAAAAAAAAAUCCAAAAGCAAAAACAAAAAGAGAAAGGGGGAAAAAAAAACCAAACAAACAAACAAGGCAGAACCAACCUCCUCUUGCAAGCAGCAGGCGCAAACCGCUUAUCUGCCACCCAGAAAGGGGGUCUCCGGCCCCGCGCUGGAGCGCUGGCAGGGGGAUCGUCAGGGGGACAGAGGCCGAGUGACGUCCUAGGAGCCACAGAAAGACGAGCGAGACUGCGGGCCCCCGCGCGCGGCUCGGGGCUGGGGCGCCAGAAGUGAGACUGGAGCUAAGUAGAGCGAUGCCAAGGAGGAAACAGCAGGCACCCAAGCGGGCUGCAGGCUAUGCCCAGGAGGAAGUUCUAAAGGAAGAGGAGGAAAUAAAGGAGGAAGAGGAGGAGGAGGAAGACAGUGGUUCGGUGGCUCAGCAUCAGGGCAGUAAUGACACGGGGACAGAUGAGGAACUAGACACAAUUCCGGAGCAGAAAGGCUACUUCAGCUGCCAGAACUCGCCAGGGAGUCACCUGUCCAACCAGGACGCCGAAAAUGAAUCUCUUCUGAGUGAUGCCAGCGACCAGGUGUCAGACAUCAAGAGCAUCUGUGGCCGAGAUGCCUCGGACAAGAAAGCAAACGCUCACCCCAAGCUUCCGAGCGAACCCCAUAACUGCAUGGAUAAAAUGACAGCCGUCUAUGCCAAUAUCCUGUCAGAUUCCUACUGGUCAGGCCUGGGCCUCGGCUUCAAAUUAUCCAACAGCGAGAGACGGAAUUGUGACACCCGCAAUGGCAGCGGCAAGAAUGAUUUUGAUUGGCACCAAGAUGCCCUGUCCAAAAGCCUCCAGCAGAACUUGCCUUCCCGGUCUGUCUCUAAGCCCAGCCUAUUCAGCUCCGUGCAGCUGUACCGGCAGAGCAGUAAGAUGUGCGGCUCGGUGUUCACCGGGGCCAGCAGGUUCCGCUGCAGGCAGUGCAGCGCAGCCUACGACACGCUGGUGGAGCUGACAGUGCACAUGAAUGAGACAGGCCACUAUCAAGAUGACAACCGCAAAAAAGAUAAGCUCAGACCCACGAGCUACUCAAAGCCCCGGAAAAGGGCCUUCCAGGACAUGGACAAAGAGGACGCGCAGAAGGUUCUGAAAUGCAUGUUUUGUGGCGACUCCUUUGAUUCCCUGCAAGACCUGAGCGUCCACAUGAUAAAGACAAAACAUUACCAAAAAGUGCCUUUGAAGGAACCGGUACCAACCAUUUCCUCUAAAAUGGUCACACCAGCUAAGAAGCGUGUUUUCGACAUCAACAGGCCUUGCUCCCCUGACUCUACCACAGGGACACAGGCAGAAUCAUUUUCUUCCCAGAAAAACCCCAACCUGCAGCUGCCCUCCAACAGCCGCUACGGCUACCAAAACGGAGCCAGCUACACCUGGCAGUUCGAGGCCUGCAAGUCGCAGAUCUUAAAGUGUAUGGAGUGUGGCAGUUCCCAUGACACCUUGCAGCAGCUCACCACCCACAUGAUGGUCACAGGUCACUUUCUCAAAGUCACCAGCUCUGCCUCCAAGAAAGGCAAGCAGCUGGUGUUGGACCCGCUGGCCGUGGAGAAAAUGCAGUCGCUGUCUGAGACCCCAAACAGCGAGUCUCUGGGUGCUAAGCCGUCAAGUAACUCUGUCUCUGACUGCGCGGCCUCUAGCACCGAGUUAAAGAAAGACAGCAAGAAGGAGAAGGCCGAGGAGAUCAAUGAAGAUGAGCAAGGGGCGAAAGGCGAGGAAUACGAGGACCCUCUACAGAAACCUCUCGACCCCACCUUAAAAUACCAGUAUCUGAGAGAGGAGGAUUUGGAAGACGGCUCAAAGGGUGGAGGGGACAUCCUAAAGUCACUGGAAAAUACUGUAACCACGGCCAUCAACAAGGCCCAAAAUGGUGCUCCCAGCUGGAGCGCAUACCCGAGUAUCCAUGCAGCCUACCAGCUGUCAGAGGGUGCCAAGCCACCCAUGGCAAUGGGCUCUCAGAUACUGCAAAUCAGACCCAACCUCGCCAACAAGCUAAGGCCCAUCGCGCCCAAGUGGAAAGUCAUGCCGCUUGGCCCUGUGCCCACAAACCUGGCCCUGUACACACAAGUUAAGAAGGAGACAGAAGACAAAGACGAAGUUGUAAAGGAGUGUGGGAAGGAGAGUCCCCGUGAAGAGGCAACAUCUCUCAGUCAGUCUGAGGGGGAGUCUUUCUCCAAAAUUGAAACACCCUCAGAAUCCAGAAAGGCUGAGCCCUGUCCCCUGAAAGAGGGAGAGAAGCUGCCGAAAGAGAAACCAGAGCCGUUAGAACCUGUAUCUUCUCUGAGCAACGGGUGCGCACCGGCUAACCACACCCCGGCCCUGCCUUGCAUCAACCCGCUCAGCGCGCUGCAGUCGGUCCUCAACAACCACCUGGGUAAAGCUACUGAGCCUUUGCGCUCUCCUUCCUGCUCCAGCCCCAACUCAAGCACAAUCUCUAUGUUCCACAAGUCUAGUCUCAGCGCAGUGGACAAACCUGUCCUAAGUCCCUCCUCCACCAGGCCGGCCAGCGUAUCCCGACACUACCUGUUUGAGAACAGUGACCAGCCCAUUGACCUGACCAAAUCCAAAAGCAAGAGGGCCGAGUCCUCGCAAGCACAAUCCUGCACGUCCCCACCUCAGAAGCAUGCUCUCUGUGACAUUGCUGAUAUGGUCAAGGUCCUCCCCAAAGCCACCACCCCCAAGCCAGCCACUCCCUCGAGGGUCCCGCCCAUGAAGCUGGAAAUGGAUGUCAGGCGCUUCGAGGAUGUUUCCGGCGAAGUCUCGACUUUGCACAAGAGGAAGGGCAGGCAGUCCAACUGGAACCCCCAGCACCUGCUCAUCCUGCAGGCGCAGUUCGCCUCGAGCCUCUUCCAGACAUCCGAGGGCAAAUAUCUGCUCUCCGACCUGGGCCCACAGGAGCGGAUGCAAAUCUCAAAGUUCACGGGACUCUCGAUGACCACAAUCAGCCACUGGCUGGCCAAUGUCAAGUACCAGCUUAGGAAAACAGGGGGGACAAAAUUCCUGAAAAACAUGGACAAAGGGCACCCCAUCUUUUACUGCAGUGACUGUGCCUCCCAGUUCAGAACCCCUUCUACUUACAUCAGCCACUUAGAGUCUCACCUGGGCUUCCAAAUGAAGGACAUGACGCGGAUGGCGGCCGACCAGCCGAGCAAGGCGGAGCAGGAGAUCUCCCGAGUGUCGUCGGCUCAGAGGUCUCCGGAAACAAUAGCCGGUGAAGAGGACACAGACUCUAAAUUCAAGUGUAAGUUGUGCAGUCGGACAUUUGUGAGCAAACACGCAGUAAAACUCCACCUAAGCAAAACGCACAGCAAGUCACCCGAGCACCAUUCCCAGUUUGUAACAGACGUGGAUGAAGAAUAGUUCCACAGGACAAAUGCCUUAGCCUGGAUCUUCUGCCUGGAUCUCCCUCACUCAGCCCUUCUCUGUUUGUUGCACCCCUUGCUUCUGACAUCGGACCACUGAUCUCCUCCUGACACCCGGCUCCAAGAAGACUGCAGAAAA
Messenger RNA from Arvicola amphibius (Eurasian water vole), 4049 nucleotides. RefSeq names its product teashirt zinc finger homeobox 2 (gene Tshz2). NCBI's taxonomy places the organism in Eukaryota, Metazoa, Chordata, Mammalia, Rodentia, Cricetidae. The transcript has 3 exons. Gene Ontology annotation, cellular component: nucleus. Bases 816 to 3908 code for a protein of 1030 amino acids. Gene Ontology annotation, biological process: regulation of transcription by RNA polymerase II. Gene Ontology annotation, molecular function: DNA binding; DNA-binding transcription factor activity, RNA polymerase II-specific. The record is from RefSeq and is a predicted model, not a curated record.